AUGGUGAUUUUGAAUUUCAAAUUUCAUGAAAGCAAAGCUAAGCGUUCAAGUCACGUCAUUGUAAAACCAGAUUUCAGAUUUCUGCGAAACAGUAAAAGCCACUGUUUAUUUAGUUGUCGAACUAGUGCUAAUCCAAUUACAUUUGAACUUGAAUGUGCUCAUAAGUUGAGCAUAGCUACAGUAGACCCAAUUGUGUUGAUUCAAUUGCGCAAUUAUUUAUUUAAAAGUUUCUUCUUCGUCGCGACCGCAUUUGGGUGCAGCUUUUCCACUUACAUGAUCAAAAUAAUUUUAUGA
Molecule: messenger RNA, 294 nt
Organism: Clunio marinus
Lineage: Eukaryota; Metazoa; Arthropoda; Insecta; Diptera; Chironomidae
Source: the annotation of a GenBank genome assembly